Molecule: messenger RNA, 2421 nt
Organism: Salvelinus fontinalis (brook trout)
Lineage: Eukaryota; Metazoa; Chordata; Actinopteri; Salmoniformes; Salmonidae
Product: zinc finger protein 883-like
Exons: 3
Coding region: 86-1828 (580 amino acids)
Source: RefSeq, a predicted model, not a curated record
AGAAGAACAAGAAAACAACAAAUUGUUGACGCGGACAGUUAGCGGCGAAAAGUUCAUAUCAUACAAAGAAACAGUAGCUUCCACAAUGGAUCGGGACAAAGCUAGCCCGUUCCCCUCCACCCUCCCGGAGUCCCCAAGUCGACUGCCUCUCCGUACUUUACUGCUGGUUCUGGUCGACUGCAGGAAAACACCGGGGCAGAGUGGAACUGAGAGAGGAGAAGAGGAACAUGGAGAUAUGAUUUCAUUAAGUAAAAACCAUGGGGACAUCCCUAACUGUUGCUCUCUUAGAGGGAGGGGCUUAUUAUCUGGGGAGCCUCAACAACAUCAUGAUGCUGACAUGAAAGAGAAGAGUCUCUCCAGACCAGAACACCUCAAGAAACACCAGCAGAGACGUAUAGGGAAGAAACCUCACCACUGCUGCUCUGACUGUGGGAAGAGUUUUGCUAAACAGGACUUGACUAUUCAUGAGCAAAUUCACACUCUAGAGCAUGUAUCUAAAACCUUAAAAUCUCAUCUGAGAAUUCAUUCAGGGGAUGGACCUUAUACCUGCUUUGAUUGUGGGAAAUACUUAAAUCAGUCAGGAGCCCAGACUAAACACAAACACACAGGAGAGAAGCCUUAUAGCUGUGAUCAGUGUGGGAAGAGCUUCAAUCAGUCAGGAUCCCUGAUUGCACACCAACGCAUACACACAGGAGAGAAGCCUUAUAGCUGUGAUCAGUGUGGGAAGAGCUUCAAUCAGUCAGGAUCCCUGAUUGCACACCAACGCAUACACACAGGAGAGAAGCCUUAUAGCUGUGAUCAGUGUGGGAAGAGCUUCAAUCAUUCAGGAAAUCUGACUGUACACCAGCGCAUACACACAGGAGAGAAGCCUUAUAGCUGUGAUCAGUGUGGGAAGAGCUUCAGUGACUCAGGAUACCUGACUGUACACCAACGCAUACACACAGGAGAGAAGCCUUAUAGCUGUGUUCAGUGUGGGUUGAGCUUCAAUAAAUCAGGAGCCCUGACUAGACACCAACGCAUACACACAGGAGAGAAGCCUUAUAGAUGUGAUCAUUGUGGGAAGAGCUUCAAUCAUUCAGGAUACCUGAGUAUACACCAACGCAUACACACAGGAGAGAAGCCUUAUAGCUGUGAUCAGUGUGGGAAGAGUUUCAAUAAUUCAGGAAACCUGACUAAACACCAACGCAUACACACAGGAGAGAAGCCUUAUAGAUGUGAUCAGUGUGGAAAGAGCUUCAAUCAAUCAGGACACCUGACUAUGCACCAACGCAUACACACAGGAGAGAAGCCUUAUAACUGUGAUCAGUGUGGGAAGAGCUUCAAUUAUUCAGGAUCCCUGACUAGACACCAACGCAUACACACAGGAGAGAAGCCUUAUAGCUGUGAUCAGUGUAGGAAGAGCUUCAAUCAUUCAGGAUCCCUGAUUAUACACCAACGCAUACACACAGGAGAGAAGCCUUAUAACUGUGAUCAGUGUGGGAAGAGCUUCAAUGAUUCAGGAUACCUGACUAUACACCAACGCAUACACACAGGAGAGAAGCCUUAUAGCUGUGAUCAGUGUGGAAAGAGUUUCAAUCAUUCAAGAUCCCUGACUCUACACCAACGCAUACACACAGGAGAGAAGCCUUAUAGCUGUGAUCAGUGUGGGAAGAGUUUUACUCAAGAUUCCACCCUGACUACACACCAACGCAUACACACAGGAGAGAAACCUUAUUCCUGUCUAUGUGGAAAGAGCUUUGCUCAUUCAGGGUCACUGAUAACACACCAGAAAGCUCAAACAUGUUUUCUUUCAUCUCGUUUCUCUCCGGCACCGGUUCCAGAUUCCUAAAUAACAUUUCAAUAGAAAACAUAUUGCAAAGAGUUAUCUGUCUCACAUUCUCUAACAGUUUAAGUCUGAUUACCAUGGUAACCUGUGUAGCAUAAUAUGCAGCUCUGGAUCUCUAUGUAUCAAUCGUCUUGGAGUGGUGUGUGUGUGUGGUGGGGAGGAGGUGUUCAGAGCUGUAUCUUAUUUUAUUAUCUCAUAUUUUCCAUUAAAUAAUGUACAAUAAAAUGUUUCACCAAUAGUAGGGGUAUAUUCAUGUGUGGGGGAAAUGUUGUCUGAAGAGAGAGCCUUGAAUUGUACAUCUUGUCUCAUACAUCAUUGGUUCCUGUAGGUGCUGGGUAUAGAUGUGAGGGGGAGACAGUCAUGAUCCCCUCAGACCUUUUGGCAGAAUGCCCAGAAUAUGUUCUAUAAGUUACAUGCAGGAACCAAACGUUAAUGAUGAAUAAUGUAAAUCAUGCAAAUAUAACUUGUCUGUGUAAGCAGUAUAUAAGAGAACUAACUUGACUGCCCCGAAAGAGCUCCCGACCGAUGUGUACUAUGGUGCAUUAAGUUUGUUGCAACCUUUCCAGCUUGCUGAAAGUAAAGAAUGAUUCAUUUAA